Messenger RNA from Capsella rubella, 1728 nucleotides. Its product is annotated as general transcription factor IIE subunit 1. Lineage: Eukaryota; Viridiplantae; Streptophyta; Magnoliopsida; Brassicales; Brassicaceae. The transcript is spliced from 11 exons. Gene Ontology annotation, cellular component: transcription factor TFIIE complex. The coding region runs from base 175 to 1566 and encodes 463 amino acids. Gene Ontology annotation, biological process: transcription open complex formation at RNA polymerase II promoter; transcription initiation at RNA polymerase II promoter. The record is from RefSeq and is a predicted model, not a curated record.
AAAAAGGAAAAAACACAAGUGAGACUUUAACGCUAUUUGACGAAUUUGUUGUCGUUGUUCUUGGUCCGUACUAUCUCUCUCUGCGCCGUAUUCUCUCUAUCGAACUUGCCGAAUUUGUAUCAAACACGAACCUAACACUGGUUCCUCAAAGUGUUUGGGGGUUGUUUUUAGUCCAUGGAAAAAUCAAGCCCGGUGCAGAAAACCGUGGUGCUCCAGCCAUUUGUCAAGCUGGUGAGGCUCGUAGCGAGGGCUUUCUAUGAUGAUUAUACUACAAAGAGUGAUAAUCAGCAGAAAUCUGCAAAAAGUGACAACAGAGGGAUUGCCGCUGUGGUGCUGGAUGCGCUGACGAGGCGCCAAUGGGUUAGAGAAGAAGACUUGGCAAAAGAUUUGCAGUUGCACGCCAAGCAACUUCGAAAAAUUAUAAGACUCUUUGAAGAACAAAAAUUGAUUAUGCGUGACCACCGGAAAGAGACUGCAAAGGGUGUAAAGAUGUAUAGUGCUGCAGUGGCUGCUACAACUGAUGGCCGAGCAGAGGACAAAGUUAAGCUCCACACCCACUCGUAUUGCUGUCUUGAUUAUGCACAGAUAUCUGAUGUUGUUCGUUGUAAACUGCACCGGAUGAAAAAAAAGCUCAAAGAUGAGCUAGAAGAUAAGAAUACUGUUCAGGAGUAUGGCUGUCCUAACUGCCAAAGGAAAUAUAAUGCGCUGGAUGCUCUGAGAUUAAUUUCUAUGGAAGACGAUUCUUUCCAUUGCGAAAAUUGCAAUAGUGAACUUGUUGUGGAAUGUAACAAGCUAACUUCCGAAGAAGUAGUAGAUGGAGAUGAUAAUGGAAGGAGACGGCGGCGGGAAAAACUAAAAGAUAUGCUUCAGAGGUUGGAGGCUCAAAUGAAACCUCUGAUGGAUCAAUUAGAUAGAGUAAAAGAUCUACCAAUUCCUGAAUUUGGAUCUUUUCUGGCAUGGGAGGCUCGUGCAGCUAUGGCUGCUCGUGCAAAUGGUGAUCUUAAUCCUAAUGAUCCUUUGAGGUCACAGGGUGGGUAUGGUUCAACACCAAUGCCAUUUCUCGGAGAGACAAAGGUUGAGGUUAACCUUGGUGACGGGAACGAAGAUGUUAAAUCUAAAGGUGGAGAUUCCAGUCUGAAAGUCUUACCUCCAUGGAUGAUUAAGCAAGGAAUGAAUCUGACCGAGGAACAAAGAGGAGAAAUGAGACAGGUAGCAAAAGUUGAUGGUGGUUCAGGAGGAGCAGCAAAACUUUCAGAUGACAAGAAAUCAGUCAUUGGAAAUGGCGAUGAAAAGGAUUUGAAGGAUGAAUAUCUGAAAGCUUACUAUGCCGAACUGCUGAAGCAGCAAGAGCUUGCUGCGAGGCUUAAUCAACAAGAAUAUGAGAUUCAAUUGGCAACUACAUCCCCAGGUCGUCAGGUUGCUAAGAAGGCCAAACGUGAAGAGGAAGAUGUUGAAUGGGAAGAAGAGGCUCCUGUGGCAGCUAAUGGAAACUACAAAGUGGACUUGAACGUGGAAGCAGAAGCUUCGGGUGGUGAGGAAGAUGAUAUCGAUUGGGAAGAAGGCUGAAAAGCAAGUGGAUUAGAUCUGAUUUAUAAUGGAUGUCAAACUUGAUAAAAUAAACUUGGCUAUUGUAUAUUCCCAUUAAUUUGCCGUUAGCAACAUCCAAAAGAUAUCGUUUCUAUUUCGAAAAAUUAUAUAAUAUAAUUUAGACUCUGUGGAGUCGAACCA